GCUUGAGGCCUCAGUCUCAUCUAAGUAGUCACCAAAGGAGCACAAAGGAGAGAGUUGCACAGAGCCCAUGAUGGGGGACUCAAACUUCUGUCUUUUCCUACUGCUAAUCACACUUACCUUGAUUUCUGCCCAAGCGGAGCAUGCAUCCUGCCUGAUAAAUCAAAGGUACAAAGCCUACCACAAAUACCAAUACCUGUACAAAGCUGAGUCCUUGAAUGCUAUCAAUGGUGCUUCACAUCUCAGGAAUGGACCUAAGGCCACUUGCAAGGUUGAAAUUGAAGUACCUCAGACUUGUAGUUUCAUCGUCCGCACCACUGGCUGUAGACUGAGUGAGGUGGCCGACAUGGACGCAGAAGGCAACCCUGUGUUCGGUCCUGCACCCAGCUCUGAUGCAUUUGCUGCUGAAAUGGAGAAAUAUCCUCUGAAAGUUGUGGUUGAGGGUGUGUACGAUGUGAAACUGUACCCUGAGGACGGUGAGACAACAACAAUCCUGAACAUCAAGAGGGGUAUCAUCUCUGCCCUGGCUGUGCCUCUUCUGGAAGUAGACAAGAACAAGAACAUGCCCACCAUCCACGGCAAGUGCAAGACCUAUUACACUGUCAAUGCUAGAGAGGACAUUGCAACUGACAUCAGCCUCAACAGGGAUCUGUCCAGAUGUGACAAAUUUGUCCCAAUGAGAGAUCACACCAGCCCCCUGGCACUUAUUUCUGGCAUGCACUACCCUCUUGCCCAGCUGGUCAGAAGUUCACAGACCUGCAACUACAAGUUUGACAAUGAGAAGAAACACAUGACCUCUGGGUCCUGCACUGAGAACCACAUCCUCAUUCCCUUCUCACACAAGGGAGAAUAUGGUGUUACCAAUGUUGGAAAGCAAGAACUGACUCUGGUUCAGGUUUCUCCUCACAAUGAAAGAGUUUUUGAGCACAGUGACAUUGUCAAGGGUCUUCACAUGGAGGCUGUUGAGGACAAGAGCGUUGUCCAGGCUAAAGAUGCAGGUCUGAACCUCCUGAGAGAACUGGCCACUCUGCCUGAGACUGAGGGUGAGAGGAGGGCCCACCUCUUCCACAAGCUUGUCACCAUGGUCCGUGGAAUGAAGACUGAGACCCUGAGUCCCGCCAUUCCUGAGGCUCUUGCAGUGUCCCGUGUCCUGACCUACCAGGUUCUGAUCCAGUGUGGAACCCCUGAGUGCAGCAGUGCCAUCAUGCAGAUCCUCAGGACUUUUGACACUUCCUCACUUGAAGUUGAUGCCACUGUUUUUGCUAUGGGACUCAUGUCCAAUCCUUCUGCCCUCCUGAUCAAUGACAUGCUCGAGAUGGCCAAAUACAAGCCCAGCAAGCCCAUCAUGUAUGCCCUAAGCAAUGUUGUCAAAAGGUUGUACAAAGCUGAAGGAAAACUGAUCCCUGAGAUUCACUCCGUUGCUGAGUUCAUGGCUGCCCAGUUGGGUGACUGUUCUGGUGACACGGACAACACCUUCAUGACAUUGAGAGUUACUGGAAACAUGGCUCCAGCUGUGGUACCUGCUAGUCCUGCACUCAGAGCUGCUGUGAUCCACUGUGUGAACCAACCUGCAGCUUCGCUGUCUGUGCAGCAGGCUGCCAUUCAAGUGUACAGGCUGACUCCCGUCCCUGAGGAGGCCAGAGAGGUUCUCAUGCAGGUGCUUUUGGACAGUGCUAGCCCCAUGCAAAAGCGUAUUGCUGCAUAUCUGGUACUUAUGAAGGACCCCCAGCCCACUGAGCUGGCCCAGCUGGCUGAUGCCUUGCCCAACGAGCAGGACAAACAAGUCAAGAGCUUUGUGAUCUCUCACAUUACUAACAUUUUGUCCUCAACUGAGCCAGAGACCCAAGAACUGAGACAGAAGAUCCAUGAUGCCCUGCAGGGUAACGAGGUCGGGCCCACCAUGGACCCCACCAAGUUUUCUCGCAACUACAAGUUCGGAUCUGUGGAGGGCAACAUGAUCUUUGAGGGUACCAGCUACCUGCCAAAGGAGGUCAUGCUUGAAAUGACUCUGAAGGCAUUUGGCUAUGAGAUUGACAUGAUGGAGAUUGGUAUGGAGGGCAAAGGAUUUGAGCCAACUGUUGAUGCCCUAUUUGGAGAGAAUGGCUUCUUUCCUGACACUGCCCUGAAGACAAUGUACUUUGUCUCUGACAACAUGCCACUUAGAGUCAAUGAGAUCCUGCAGAACAUGCUGCCUGCCAUGAAGAAGGACAGGAUGAAAAGACAGGCCUCCCAGAACCUGAUGAGGGACAUCGGACGCAACCUCAACAAACUCGUCAGGGAACUGAAGAUGGCACAGUCUCCCGAGGCAAUGGUUUACCUGAGACUUUUGGGAAAUGAGCUGGGAUACCUGAACACCAACGAAAUGGAGGAGAUUGCCUACUCUGCUGCCAUGAUGACUGACAGCAUGUUCAAGAUGUUCCCAACUGAUCUAAUGAAGGCACUGAUGACCAAGGCUGACAACACAAUCUUUGCCCACUACAUCUUCAUGGACAAUGAAUUCUUCCUGCCUACUGUCACUGGAGUGCCUCUGAGGAUUGCACUGUCUGGUACUUUCACCCCUGGCAUCAAGGGUGGACUUAAGAUUGCUCCUGACAUGAGUGAAGUUACCUUCAUGCCCUCUGCUGGCAUUGAGUUUGUAACUCAGGUUGGCUCCCACAUCCCUGAAUAUGUCAACUCUGGAUUAGAGAUGCACACCAACAUUUUCCACGAGAGUGGGCUCAGUGCCAAGAUUUCCAUGGGACGCGACAAUGUCAAGCUGACCAUCCCUGCUCCAAUGAGUCCUACAAAGCUCAUCAAAAUUACAAACACCCUGGUGGCAGUGACUGGAUCAGAGGUGAAGACCAUCCCUAUGGUGAUGGACAAGGUUGAUGUUAACAAGUGCACUCCCUUCUUCGCUGGAAUGAAAUACUGCACUGAUCUGCAGUACAUUGAUGCUUUCUCUCAGGAGACAGCCCCCUACUUCCCCUUCACCGGAGACAGCAAAUUUGCUGUGGAGCUCCAUCCCACUGGUGAAGUCACUGAGUACACAGCCACUGUUGCCUACGAGCUCCUCAGGGAGGGAGAGGAGGGCCGGCAGAAGGUUGACUCUGUGAAGUUUAUUCUGAGGGCUGAAGGUGCAGAUCCCACUGAAGCCAGCGCAAUCAUGAAAUAUAACAGAAGGAAGAAUGUCAUCACAGCUGACAUCCAGAUCCCUGACUACGAUGUGGAGGCUGGACUCAGGCUGGGUGUUGUUGAUGGAAACACCAAGGGCAAAGGAACUCACUCCAUCACUCUGGACUUUAUAAACAAGAACAUCCCUCAGCUCUCCCUGGUUGGCCGUGCCAAUCUGAAAGCCAUGAAGGAAGGUAUGCUGCAAGUCCAACUUCUCGUCCCCUCAAUGAAAGCUGAUGCCACUGUCACAGCUAGCAUGAAACGCGAUGAAGAAUUGGAAUUGGAGCUUAAGAGUGAAAUUAAGGUCAUGGACGCCACCUCUGAGCAGAAAAUAGCAAUGAAAUAUGAUGCCAGCAAGGUUCAGGUUGAGUUAAAGUCUGAUGUGAACACUGAGACCACCAGCUUGCCAAAUGCUGAUAUGUUCGAGAAGUAUGGCAACCAACUUCUUGACAUGCAGAUGGGGCAGACCGACAUGAAAGUCCGUCACAUCUUCAAGAAGUUUGUGGAGGCAGCAAACAACUACAUGGAAAAGUAUGGCGCUGAUAUCCCUUACAUUCAGAACUUCAGAGUACCUGAUAUGCCUGAGAUUUCCUUGCCAGAGACAUUGUUCCUGAAUACUGAGGCAAAGGCUGUCUACUACUUCAACAAUGAGCGUUUCACCAUUGUCAUCCCUCUCCCUCUUGGAGGAAAGUCAACAGAAGAGCUUAACUUCCCACCAGCUUUGACCACACCUCACAUGUCUGUGCCCCAGUUUGGACUGGAGAUCGUCUCCAUGGAGAUCCCCAUCCCAGAGCUUGUUGUCCCCGAGAGCCUUACUCUGUCUAUUCCUUUUGGCAAAGCUGAGGUUUCAACACUAAUGACAAGCAACCUAUAUGACAUGGAGGCCUCAAUGGCUGCCGGCAAAGAUGUUGUGGAGACACCAAGCUACUCAGCUAAGUUUGAUGUGAAAGGAACCUCCCCACUUGACAUCCUCUCAAUAAAGAUUGAAGGCUCUGGAAUGUUGGCCACCACUGAUUCCAUCAAGGCCCAUUUGAAAAGCUCUUUGGCCCAUAAAUUCAUUGAAGCCAGUAUUAGUAUUGUUGAGGAUGCAACCAUCACAGAAAAAAUCAAUUUGAGAUCAAGCAGCAAGAUUGAAGCCACAAGCCCAUUCGGUCUCAAUAUUGCACUAGAGCACACUGGUAUGGCUGGUAUCACCAGUAAAGAAAUCUCUGCUGAUAGCAACUUUGAGGCAAUGUUCAAGGCUGGACCCAUGUUUGGCAAGACCAUUUCAACCCAGUCAUUCAUCAUCUUCCCAUUCAGGCCAGAAGCAAAGAUCGAUUCUACCGUUCAGUUUGACUCCACCAUUGUUAAGGCCCAGAACACAAUUGCAGCAACCCUUGUCAAUGGUGAAUUCUCAGUUGUGUCUAACACCAAUGCCUUUGAAGACAUCUUGACCCAUGUUGUUGAACUUUCCUUCAAAGACCACAAGUUGUCUCUGAAAUGUGAUGCAAAUGCCCUUGCUCUUGGUAUGAAGAUCCGUAACCAGGCUGAAGCCUCUGCUGGUGCUGGAGAAGUGGCCAUGAGAAUGGAGACAAAUGCAGACCACUCUGAAAACCGUGUUUACUCUCUGCUGACUGCCUCUCUUGAUGUCAAUGGUCUGGCUGUAAACAGUGAUGCCACUGUGAAGCUCCUUGAGAAUGAGGCUACUCACAAGACUACUCUGAGAAUGAACAAGGAUGGUUUGACCACAAGUGGAACAACCACCCUCCAGAGCCCCCUGUCCCUUGAAAACACCUUCAAUGCUGGGCUCGAUGCUUCAAGGGCUACUCUAUCCAUUACCAACAAGGCUGCAAUGCAAGACAUCAAGGUUGAUAAUGCCAACACUCUUGUCAUUACUCUCUCUAGCCUUGACUUCAACUCAAAGGCUGAAGCCACAGCAAGUGAGUAUGCCUCUUACACUCAUGAUAUCACCAUCGACCUGAAACCCUACACUGCUUCUGCAAAUGUUAACAACAACCUGAAACUUCUGGCUGCCAACUUCAUUAAUGAGGCUCAGCUGCAGGCAGAGCUGUAUAAGAUGGGCCUGACUGGAAGCCUGAAAGCCAUCUAUGGUGAGGAAGAGAUCAAGCAUACCUAUCAGGUAAAUUAUGCUGAUAUGACAGCUAAUGCAAAGUGCAGCACCACUGGAAAACUCUUUGGAACUCACAUGAGCCACAACACUGAGCUUGAAGUUGUUGGUCUUGCUGCCAGGAUCACCAACGAUGCCCGCUUCAACUCACAGCCAAUGCGCUUUGACCACACCAUCCGUUGCAGUAUUGUACCUUUUGAUUUCAACCUUGAUGCCAUUUUCAGUGCUGAUGGAGACAUGACCAUGUAUGGAAAACACAGUGCCCAGCUCUAUGGCAAGUUCCUCCUUAAAGCACAACCCCUGGCUUUUGCUAGCUCACAUGAAUGCAGAGCAUCAGUAACCCAGCAGCUAGAUAACGGUUUUUCCCUUGAGACCACAUUUGACAACAAGAUGGAUAAUGUUCUGUCACUCCAAGAGCAGAAGACCAGUUUUAGAAUGAAGUCUAAAGUAAAUGAGCAUGCCUUUAAUCAGGACAUGAGUGUUUACAACACUGCUGAGAGAACUGGAAUUGAGGUUUCUGGCACCGUCCUCACAAACAUCUUCAACACAGACUCCACAGGGAACCAGGAAUUCACCAUCUCUGGCUUCCUCAAGUAUGACAAGAACACAGAUAGUCACAUUAUUCAGUUCCCUCUGAUUGAAAAUCUCCCUGCCUUCUUGGAAAGCAUCAAGGGCUGUAUUGUGCAUAUAGCAGAGGCACUGCAAAACUACAUCAACAAUGAGGAGAUAAGGGCUAAACUUGAGGCACUUCCCCAGCAAGUAAGUGACUUUGUUUCUCAACUGAAUUUAGAAGGCAGCUUAAUUCAGCUGAAGCAGUAUUUCAAUGAUUUUACUCAAGAAUAUGUCAUCUCCAUGGACGAUGUGGAAGCCUUUUUGCGAAACCUGAAGGUUACUGUUGAGAAACUUCUGGCUGAUCUCACUGUCUACAUCCAACACUUUGCUGGUAUGAUGAAGGAGAUUAUUGUUAGUUGCACCCUGCCUGAAACCCUCAUCCAGAAGAUCCAGCAACAGCUGAAUGCCAUUAAUGAGGAGUAUGACAUCAAGGCUAUGGUUGUCUAUGUAAUUGAUACCAUGAGGGAGGUGAUCCAGCAGAUUGACCUGGAAAAGCUGAAGGGUAGUAGCAUCGCUUUCCUGCGUGAUAUCGAUGCCAAGUAUGAAAUCAUGGCUAAACUACAGACAAUCAUGAGUGAUAUGAAACAAAUAAUUGAGAACUUUGACAUGCAGACAUUUGCUGCUGAGCUGAAGAGGUACAUUUCAUCCAUUAACAUUAAAGCUCACAUUGAGGAACUAGUGAGUCAGAUUCCCACAGACAUUUUCAGCGAUAUAACAGAUUAUAUUAGGGAAAGGAUUCAGGACUUGGACAUCCUAGCUAAGAUCAACACAUUCUAUGCCAAGAUGAGAGAGUUGAUUAUAAAGUUUGAGGCUGACAGAAAGGUUCAAGCCAUCUUGACAAAGGUUGUGGAGCUCGUCAAGCAUUUCAGCAUUGAGGAAACUAUCAGGACUGUAGCCAAGAUGGUGAAGGACGCAGACAUCCCUACCAAAUUCAUGCAAGUCUUCCAGGGUGCUAUCAACUUCUUGAAAGAAACUGAGAUUAAGGAUAUAAUUUCACAGUUCAAUGUAUAUAUUGGGAUUGUUGAACAGAAGUUGAAGUCAUUUGAUUAUAAUGAGUUUGUGGAUCACACCAAUCGAAUGAUAGCUAAGUACACUGAUCAUGUGAAUGACUUGAUCAAGUCUCUUGAAAUCCCCCAGAAACUUGAGGCAACAAGAGAUUUUUUCAACUUUGUCUUAUCCUCUGUUAGGGGUUCUGUGGAACAACUGAGAGAAAUUAAAAUUGUAGAAUUUAUGAAAAUUGUGAAGGAUAUCUUUGACCAGGUUGUAUUAAGUAAUCUGAAGGGAUUUGCUGAAAUUAUAAAGCAGGAAAUUGCAAAACUGGAUGUCAAUGCUGAAAUUACCUCAUAUCUGCAGUUGGCAAGAAAGUGCUAUGCUGAGUUCAUAACCAUUGCCACUGAUAUGUUCACCAGUAUGGUUGAGCUCAUUAAGAAGGUGGCCCCUCAGCAAAAAAUAUUUAGUGAGAUAUUGCAGAUCAUCGAGGGGCUCAUUACUGGACUGAAGAAAGCCGAGUUGAAUAUGCCAUCCUUCACCAUUCCGCUCACUGAUCUUGUUGUGCCUUCCAUGACGUUCAGCAUAGAUAAGCUUCACCAGUUUGAAAUCCCAUCACAGCUGGACAUCCCUGAGUUCACUAUCUUGGGCUUCCACACUGUGCAAUGCACCACCAUCUCAACUAAUGACAUUAAAAAGACAAUAAUUUACUUGAUUGAUCUUGUUCUCAACUUUGAGGUGAAGAUGUUUGAUAUGGGUGCUCCGUUUGAAGACCUGACUAUGAACUACCUUCCUGCCCUGCCUGAGUUUUCACUUCCUGAGAUUACGGUACCUGAGUUCUCAUUUCCCACUCUUCCUCAUGUUCCAGCAGAGAAACUUGUUAAGACUCUCCAACUCCCAACAUUUAAGCUGCCAGUCAUCCCUAGUGAGAUCAUGAUUCCAGGAUUUGGUAAACUAAGUUAUGAGAUAAAUGUCAACUCACCCAUCUACACUAUUAGGAAUGCUGCUGAAAUCCAGAGCUCUCUUGAUGUAGAUGAGACUCCUCAGCUGACAGCUUUUCUGACUUCCCAAGGGACAUCUCUUAGCUUUGAAAUUCUUAACUUCAACCUGGAUUCCACUGCUCGUAUUGCUGUUCCCAAGAGGCAUCGUGUGAUUGCUGCUGAGACCCUUACGUUCAAUCACAAUUUUCUUGCAUUGGACCACCAUGCAUCUAUGACAUUUUAUGACUUCUCAGCCCAGGCCUCAGCCAAGACCAUAGUAAAGGCCACCACAGCACCUUACAAUGCUGAGCUUUUAAAUGAAGCUUUCUUAGCUACCAGGGGUGGUUUAUCUGCCACUUUUGACACUUCCUAUAAACAUGUACUCAACCUCCCCGUCAUGGGCCUCACUGGUGAGACAUCUAUAACUCAAAAAGCUGUGGCCCACCAAGAAGGUACCUCUAUUACAAUAACUGUUGGAAAUCAGGGUACUACCCCCUUCAACUCUCAUGACAGUAUCCACAAGAGUGACCUGCAAGUCACUGUCAAUCCAAGUACAGUAAAGUUGACCUUCAUUAGUGACACAGAUACAUUCCCUUUGAAGAUGAAACAGACCCUGAGAGCCGACUUUGACAUCUUCAGCUAUUUCAAGUUUGAUAUUCGCUCUGAAGCAGAAGGCCCCACAAUCAAAAGCAACCUUUUAGUGGGAUCUGUAAAUGCCAAUCUGCAUGACAUGAAGCUUGAGUUGAAGGCAACCCAUAGCACAGAUUUAACUGGUAUUGUCAGUGGAGCCCUAUAUAAUGUGAUUGAUGUUGCUCUCUGUCCAAGGGAGAUUGUGUUCCACUUUCAGAAUAAGGGAAACACCAAGGUCAAUUUCAAUGAUGCUCUUACUGCUAAAAUUGAUCUGCAGAAUGAUUACUCAGCAACCUUCAGGCCUGACACACAACAUAUGAACACUGUUGCUUUGGCCCGUCUUAAUCAGUACAAAAUGUUCUGGAACUUCACUGUAGAGAACAAUGAGAGGGAGGCUGCCAUCCUUGCUGUCGUAGAAGGGGAAGCAAACCUUGAUUUCCUGACUAGGCCCAUCAGCAUUCCUGAGAUUGAUAUUCCAUUUGUUGACUUACAUACCCCAGCUAUCAGUGAUCUUGACUUGUAUGACCAAACAGGGCUGAAACACAUUUUGACCACUACUGAGCAGACUGUGGAUGUGGAUGCCAAGGUUGUUUAUAAGAAAAGCCAAGCUGCCCCCCUUGUUGAUAUAAUGGGUCUGAUCCAGAUUCCCUCUGUGGGUAACCUGAUCACAGAGCUGUCUUUCAAGUCUACCAUCAUUAAUCUGAAUGUCAAUGCUGGACUGUAUGCUGAGGAUAAUCUUAUGUUCCGUCUGGGAGCUACCACAGCCUCUGUGUUUGAGGGUCUAAAAGCCAAACUUGAUGGCACCACCAGUCUGACCACCAAGACAGGAAUCAAGUUGGCCAAUUCCCUCUCCCUUGAAAAUCGUCACAUUGAAGGCACUCAUGACAGCACCAUCAGUAUGAGUACUGAGACUUUUGAAACUGCCGUCUCUGUGGCUACUGCUGCAAAGAUUGCCCUGCCUAUACUCAACCUGGAAGCAAACCAAAAUCUGGUUGCAGACACCAAAACCAAGCCAAAUGCUGAUUCCACUUUGAGGAUGAAGGGUGAUUUCAACAUCCCUGUGAUCAAGGCUGUCGGAAAGGCUGAGGCAGACCACAGUCUGAAGCUGGAGGGAACCUUUGAGUAUGUUUCUAUGGAGUCAUCCACAAGGGCAAACAUAGAUGGCACAGUGCUUGAAGACUAUCUAGUUUUGGGAGUCCUGGAUAAUGAGGUUAAUCUGUACCUGAAUAAUGAUGGCCUACGUUCCACCUCUAAGAUUAUUGCUGAUGCCAAGCUUAACCAUGGCACCACCAAAGUCAUUGGCAUGGAUGUAAAUGAGAAUCUUGCUGUUGAAGCCUCCCUGAGUCGUGUGUAUGCAGUGCUGAAGUAUACUGGCAACAAUGAGGCAAACCUGUUCAAUUUCAACUCCAAUGGGAAGCAUAUUGCCCAGGCUAACAUUGAUUUUGCACCAACAUCUUCCUUGACUGCUGAUAUGGAGAUAGAUAUGUCUCAGCCAAGCAGCCUGGGUGAGUUCACCAUCUUUGAGAAAACCGUUGCUCAAGUGACAGCUGCCAAGCAGAAGAUCUCUACAAAUGCCAAGUUUAUCAGCCCACUGUACACCACAAACCUGGCAGCUGAAGUAGAGGGCAGUGCUCCUGUCUUCAAAGUCAACUUUAGAUCCUCUGCCACCUCUGCCAUUAUCUUCUUGGAAUAUGACCUGGACUCUUCCAUUACCACAAACUUUGAACAUGCUGGCGUAACCCUGACUGGGAAGAUGGUUUUCACCCAUAGCGAUCUUACCAUGGACAUUCAACACCUUCUUUUCCAUACACAGAGUGACUCCCGUCUAACCCUGAAUGUGGACAUAACUAGCCCUGCCUUCACUGAUGUGAACUUGCGUUAUGCUGUCCGCAAAGAUGGAAUCAGUGCAACAAUUUCUAUCCCAUCUACUGGCUUCCUGGGUCUUCAGCUCCAUGGCAGGGUCCCAUCUCAGAUGAAUGCCAGGCUUUAUGGCCGUUAUGCUUCUGAUCCUGGGAAGGAUGUUGAUAUCUUCACCAUGAGAGCUUCUGCCAAGGAUGAUGAUAAAAUUAAUCUGAAGAUGGUCAUCAACAUGGAUGCCCCUGACAUCAUGCUCAGCGGACUACAGGAAAGACUUCCUGCCAUCACCUCUUGUUUGACAGUCUUUGCUGAGAAACAUCAACUGUUCAGACAUGCUGCUCAGCUGAAGAAUAUUAUUAUUGACUAUACUGAGGAGGCCCACAACAUUGCAAACAACCAUGUCCCACAUCUGAGCCAGUUGUCCAUCCUUUUUAGGAACACUGUUGUUCAGUACCAGAAGACUGUUCAUGUCUUCCUGGAUGCUACAAUCAAGGUCCUGAGGGAGACCCAUGUCAAACUGCCUGGCUCUGAGAAGAUGACCCCUCUCAUUGAGGUGUUCAAUAAAUUGACUACCAGUAUUACAGCUAUGCUAGAGAAGACAAUCCACCUGGUGGCUGUUAAUGCAGAAUAUGCUUUCAGUGUUGUUAUUGGCACAUUCAGUAAAAUUCAGGUCACAAUGCCCCUUGGUGAUGUCAUGGCUGGAGCCAAAGUGAUUGACGAGAUUAGGGACAGGGUAAAGAUUAUCCUUAAUCCCACUGUAGAUCUUUUGAAGCGCCUGGAGAGUCUAGACAUGUUCCUGGAGAAACUGGAUGACACCUUAAAAUCCGUUGUUGACAAAGCUCAGGACGUUGUUGACAACACCCUAAAGUCUGAUGUCCUUGAUUCCAUUGCUGUCUACAUUAAUGCUUUCUAUGACAAACAUGUAAGCUUAGUGGAAACAAUCACCAGGUAUGCAAACAGUGCUGUGGACAUUGAAUAUAUAAAUGGCACCAUUAAUUACAUUCUGGAUAUUUUCAGAUCUGUAGUGAAUCAAUUUAACUACACCGUUACUGAUUAUCUCCAGCAGGCUCCUGCUCAGUACAGAUCUUAUGUAAAAGUUAAGGGUAGAAAGCUUGAGAUUAAUCUUUGAUUGCACCUUCACCAGUAAGCUAAAAGAUUGAAAUGCUACUAUUUGUAGUGCUACAGUAUUAUCUAAACAUAAAGGUGCAUAAAGGUGUGUUCUAGCUGAAGUAUCAUGUUCAGUUUUGUUUAAAAAUAUAUGGAAAAGCAGUGGAUGAGCAUAUAAUAAUGGUAUUACAUGUAACAAGGGCGCAUAUAACAAUAUGUAUACCAUAUGUGUUGCAAGUCACAUUUUUCUAUCUUUGGGUUUGAUAAUGGUGUGAAAUAAAGUGUGUACUGAAUAGA
Molecule: messenger RNA, 11724 nt
Organism: Siniperca chuatsi (mandarin fish)
Lineage: Eukaryota; Metazoa; Chordata; Actinopteri; Centrarchiformes; Sinipercidae
Product: apolipoprotein B-100-like
Biological process (GO): triglyceride mobilization; cholesterol transport; lipoprotein transport
Cellular component (GO): very-low-density lipoprotein particle; low-density lipoprotein particle; mature chylomicron
Molecular function (GO): cholesterol transfer activity; low-density lipoprotein particle receptor binding
Source: RefSeq, a predicted model, not a curated record